AUGUCGGCCAAGUACAUCAUCGCCGGUCUAGCUGCUUCCUUCGCGAUCGCGUAUGCUUCCGAUGUCGUGGUGGCACAGAAGAAGGUUUUUGGAGGCACGACACCGAGGACGGUGGCGGACAAGGAGUGGUGGCAGGCGACGGACAAGAAGUUCCAGGCGUGGCCUCGCACCGCGGGCCCGCCGGUGGUCAUGAACCCCAUCAGCCGCCAGAACUUCAUCGUCAAGGAUCUCAAGCCCUGA
Molecule: messenger RNA, 240 nt
Organism: Miscanthus lutarioriparius
Lineage: Eukaryota; Viridiplantae; Streptophyta; Magnoliopsida; Poales; Poaceae
Source: the annotation of a GenBank genome assembly